CGCACGGAGUGUCGACCCGCGCACACGCGUCAAGGUCAAAUACGAUCUACAAGUAGUGCGCGCGUGCGACGUAAACAAAAGUGAUUAAAGUCAAAUAAUAUUUAAGUGACUACGUAAUAUUUAAAAUGGAGUGCCAAAAAUGUAAAAAGGUGUUGCCAAAAAAAGGAUUGCAUUUCAUAUGCCAAGGACCAUGCCAGGGCACUUUUCAUAGGAAUUGCGUGAAGGGUUUGGUAGCAGACUUAAAGUUGGGGAAAACCAGAAAUUACUGUAAUAACUGUGAGGAUGAGGGAUCGGAGGAAGACGAGCAGGAGGAGAGGGUACAAGACUACGGAAAUAUUCUUAAGGACAUACAGAAGAAAGUUGGCGAAAUACCGGGAGUUAAAAAACAUCUCGAUGCAAUCACUCAGAGCCUCAGCUUGCUGUCUGAUAAAUAUGAUACCUUGAUCGCAGAGCACGAAAAAUCAAGAGAAAAAAUCAAUAAGCUGGAGAAAAAAGUAGAUAAUAUCAAUAAUAAGUGUGUCUACCUAGAAAAAUGCAAUAUUGCGCUAGAACAGAAAAUGCGUGAUUUCGAGCAAACUUCUCUAAAGAACAACCUAGAAAUAGUAGGGAUAGAACAAGUACCUGGAGAAAACCUGAAGGAGAUAGUAUCGAAUAUUGCCCAAACUUUGAAGGUUAAUACAUCGGACAUCGAGAGCGUAAGGCGAGCUUCGAGUACCCGCGUGCAAAAAAGUGACGCAAAGCCGUCCCCGAUAAUCGUGGCGUUCAAAUCAACUGGAGUGGAAUCUCGCGAUAAAUGGCUAGCACAACGCCGGAAUAUGAUGGGUGUAACUAGUAAUGACAUCACAACGGGAUCAGCAACAAAUAAAAUAUAUAUAAAUGAAGCCCUCACUAAAUUCACCCGAGCUCUGCUAUGGAAUACAAAGAAGGAUCUUCGGGGCGCGUAUAAAUACAUAUGGGUGUCAAACGGAAAGAUUCUUGUUAAAAAAUUAGAUGGUGAAAAGUCCAUAUGUAUUCGUGAUGAAAGUGAUAUAUCCGAUUUGCUUAGCAAGAUAUAAUUUCUCCUUAUUCUUAACUUAUAAAAUUAUUAUGUUUAAAAGUUAUCAAUAUAAUUCGCAGACACACUACAAUUGGACUUAAUAUCUAACGAUGAAUCGAUUAAUUAUGUGUGUGCUGAUAACGUAGACAACUGGAUACGUCAAACAAUCUAUAGGAAGGACUUAUGUAUAAUACACAUAAAUAUAUGUUCUAUUAAGAAACAUU
This is a messenger RNA of Amyelois transitella, 1260 nucleotides long. RefSeq lists its product as uncharacterized. The transcript has a single exon. Bases 126 to 1055 code for a protein of 309 amino acids. NCBI's taxonomy places the organism in Eukaryota, Metazoa, Arthropoda, Insecta, Lepidoptera, Pyralidae. The record is from RefSeq and is a predicted model, not a curated record.